Molecule: messenger RNA, 2106 nt
Organism: Ochlerotatus camptorhynchus
Lineage: Eukaryota; Metazoa; Arthropoda; Insecta; Diptera; Culicidae
Gene: Cortactin
Product: cortactin
Exons: 7
Coding region: 233-1942 (569 amino acids)
Biological process (GO): regulation of actin filament polymerization
Cellular component (GO): site of polarized growth; cortical actin cytoskeleton; actin filament
Molecular function (GO): actin filament binding
Source: RefSeq, a predicted model, not a curated record
CGCAGAGUGAUCGAAAGCCGAAUUUGUUUUUCUGCUCUGUCCAUAGAAAAAAGACAGGAUUUCAUCCGAUUUGGGAAUGUUUUGACUAGAGGAAUCCAUUCCUAACGACAGGAAGAUAAAGUGUAGAAUAUAGUGCAUUUCAAAAUUGUUUGUGUUUUAGCAUUUCGUGAAUCGAAAGUUUGUGUGUUUUGUCGUCUAACUGUUCCGUAAAAGAUUUGAUAACGGGCUAAGAAUGUGGAAAUCCACGGCAGGUCGUGAUAUCGAUGUGAGUGUCGCCCCGGAAGCAGACGAUGAUUGGGAGACGGAUCCGGACUUUUUGAACGAUGUCACCGAGCAGGAGCAGCGAUGGGGCUCAAAGACGGUCGAAGGAUCGGGCCGGAGUGCCGCUGCAAUUGAUAUGCAACAGCUGCGGGAGGAGACCGAGAGGGCGGACAAGGAGAAGAAACAGAAGGAUGGUCCGAAGUCUUCCCAUGGGUAUGGCGGAAAGUUUGGCGUGGAGAAGGAUCGAAUGGACAAGUCGGCACUGGGUCAUGACUACGUUGGUAAGGUGGAGAAGCAUGCAUCGCAGAAGGAUUAUUCGACCGGGUUCGGGGGUAAGUUUGGAGUGCAGUCCGAUCGGGUGGAUAAGUGUGCUGGUACGUGGGAACACAAGGAGAAGGUAGAAAAGCACAGCUCCCAGAAGGAUUACGCCACAGGAUUCGGGGGAAAGUUUGGUGUGCAAACGGAUCGGGUGGACAAGUCGGCUGUCGGGUGGGAUCACAUGGAAAAGGUGGACAAGCACGAGUCGCAGAAGGAUUACAGCAAAGGAUUCGGCGGAAAGUUCGGGGUAGAAGCCGAUCGGCAGGACAAGUCCGCCGUCGGUUGGGAUCACAUGGAAGCACCUCAGAAGCACGAGAGUCAGCUGGAUCAUAAAGUGGGCUUUGGAGGCAAGUUCGGCGUUCAGACUGAUCGGAAAGACAAGUCUGCUCUCGGCUGGGACCAUAUCGAGAAACCGGAGAUGCACGAGAGCCAGGUCGAUCACAAGAUUGGCUUCGGAGGCAAAUUUGGAGUGCAAAGCGAUCGGAUGGACAAAUCGGCGCUCGGAUUCCAGGAGCAGGACAAGAUUGGCACCAACUACACCAAAGUCAAGCCGGACAUUGGCUCGGCGAAGCCGUCGAACAUCCGGGCCAGGUUCGAGAAUUUUGCCCUCGCAGCGGAGGAGGAAACCCGGAAGAAGGCCGAAGAGCAGAAGCGGUUGCGUCUGGAGAAGGACAAGAAGGACCGGGACGAGGCUUCUAAGCGAGUGAACAACGCAACUGAAUCUGUAGAGCCGAAGAAGCCCGAACGCAAGGGACCGAUCAACACUGGUCGCGAGCAGGGUGUUGGAAGUGCUAUAAGUAACUUUAACAAGCAACCUGAUACGCCAACGGACACGACGAGGAAGGAACCCAUUCUGCUGCCCAAAGUGGUAUCUCGUCCUGUUGUUCAACCGGACGUCAUCCCGACAAAUGCUGUCCAACCCCAGCGAGUAGUGGAACAACUGCCACCAUCACCAUCACCGGCAGCAGUUGUGGAAGAGGAACCCACCCCAACCCACCUGCCGGUUGUCCGAAAUCAACCAGUUCCGGUGGAACCAGUGGAUCCGGAACCUGAACCACAACCGGAACCCGUCGUUGAACAACCGGUUCCGAAGGCUGCUGCUGUUGUAUUCGAGCAGCCACAGUCGGAGUUGGUCACCGCUGCUGCCGAGCAGGAAGAACCGGAAGAGUUCAUCCUGUCGGCGGACAAUCCCGGCGUACAGGCCAUUGCCCUGUACGAUUAUCAAGCCGCGGCCGACGAUGAAAUUUCCUUCGAUCCGGACGAUCGAAUCACUCACAUUGAAAUGAUUGAUGAGGGUUGGUGGAGAGGAUUGUGCAACAAUCAGUACGGGUUGUUCCCUGCCAAUUACGUGCAACUGAUUUAGUCGGAAGUGGCACGCCCCUGCGGACUAGGCAGAUAAGCUCAAAGCAUUCGGACGAUUUUUGUUUUGUACUAGAUUCUAUUUUUGACCGCCCACCCCUCCCAUCAUUCAUCAAAUCAAAGAUCGCAUUUAUCGACGAUACGAGGACUAACAUUCCUUCAUGUUUA